Phragmites australis (common reed) is the source of this 1893-nucleotide messenger RNA. RefSeq lists its product as uncharacterized. Bases 237 to 1643 code for a protein of 468 amino acids. NCBI's taxonomy places the organism in Eukaryota, Viridiplantae, Streptophyta, Magnoliopsida, Poales, Poaceae. The transcript has 11 exons. The record is from RefSeq and is a predicted model, not a curated record. Gene Ontology annotation, molecular function: 3'-5'-RNA exonuclease activity; calcium ion binding.
CAUUUACUACUAGUUUUUUUCGGUCGCGGAAAGAAAAAUUUAACCAUUCCGAGUCGAGGUCUACAAAGCUAAGGCGAGGGUGCCGACGCAAAGCAGGUAGAAGCAUCAUCAACAAUUCCAUUCCGCUCCUCUCCCCUAGUGGCCGCCAAAUCAACGAGAAGCAACGGUGAGCAGUCCGGCAUCUGCUCACUACACACGACCUCCUCGUCUCGGAUUCCAGCCUCACAGUCCUCGCAAUGACGAAGAUGCAGCGGAGGGAGGCGGGCGCGAGGCGGCGGCGGGACCGCCACCACCACCACCGGCGGCAGCCGCAGGACGAGCGCUCCGUCUCCUGCACAACGUUCAACAUCCUCGCGCCGAUCUACAAGCGCAUGGACUCCGAGAAUUGCAGGGAGAGCCAGUACAGGGCCUACUGGUUCAGCCGCAAUGAGAAGAUCAUCGACCGCCUCCUUGCAGACUGCUCUUCCAUCAUCUGCCUCCAGGAGGUGUGGUUGGGGAACGAUGAGCUGGUGGACAUGUAUGAGAAGCGGCUCGGCCAUGCCAAUUAUUCGCUGUUCAAGCUCGCACGCACCAACAACCGCGGAGACGGUCUUCUUACUGCUGUACAUAAGAGCUACUUCAAUGUUUUGAAUUACCGGGAGCUGCUCUUCAAUGACUUUGGUGAUCGAGUGGCUCAGCUGUUGCAUGUUGAGUCAGCCAUGCCAUUCUUGCAAAACCGAAGCACAAGGUGUGCCCAACAGCAGAGCCUCAUUGUCAACACCCAUUUGCUGUUCCCUCAUGAUCACAGCCUUUCGAUAGUCCGGCUGAGGCAGGUAUAUAAGAUCCUUCGGUACAUAGAGGCUUACCAGGAGGAACAUAAACUUGGUCCAAUGCCAAUCAUCCUAUGUGGUGACUGGAAUGGAAGUAAACGUGGACAAGUGUACAAGUUCCUUCGUUCACAGGGAUUUGUUUCAUCGUAUGACACUGCUCAUCAAUACAGCGAUAGCGAAGAAGAUGCACAUAAGUGGGUGAGUCAUCGAAACCAUCGAGGGAACAUAUGCGGAGUUGAUUUCAUAUGGCUUUUGAAUCCAGAUAAGUGCAGGAAUCCCCUGAAAACGAGUUGGAAUGAAGCUGUCUUUGGUAUCAUCAAGUACCUCCUCCGAAUCGCAUUCCUUUCCGAGGAGAAUGCAUUUGCACUCCUCAAGGCUGACAGUCUUGAUGAUCACAUCACAUAUUCAAGUUUCUACCAGGCACUCUGUCAGCUAGGAAUGGUCCAUCCCGAUAGCCUAAAUUUAGGAGAUAUUGAAGAUCUGUGGAGUGAAGCUGACCGUGACCGGGAUGGUGUUAUCGAUUACAAAGAAUUUCAGCGGUGCAUCUGGAGCCCAAAAUGCUGCAGUCAAGAAGAGGACGAUACCGAGACCGACAUCACUGAUGGAAGCCUUGACACUUUUGAGGCAAACGAUGAAGCCUUUGGCUUCACUGUGAAGGAAGCUGUUCUUUUCCCAUCGGAAGUAGAGAAGGGCAUGUGGCCUGAGAACUACAGCCUUUCAGAUCAUGCCCCCCUCACUGUGGUGUUCUCCCCUGUAAGAAUGCCUUGUUCUCCACGCACUCCCGGGAUUUUCAAUACUCGCAUGCAUACAGAUACAAGUCUUGUACAGCCGUAGAUAUACCGUGGGACACAGUGAGAUGCAUACCCAAAGCAGUGACCAAAGGCGCGUGAAUAUAUCUGUUUUUUCUUGGUUCAUGCCUUUGAGUUGCUGUUAGCCUGUCCAUUGAAGGACAUGCUUCUGUUUGACGUAACAUUAUUAUGUAUCUAAACCUGACUCCACUUGUUCAUAAUUGUAAAUUAUGACUUGUUAGGCUAUUUUAGGACAGUAAUAUUGAAGCAGACAUGUGUGGGUUUGUUGAGUUAAA